Messenger RNA from Eurytemora carolleeae, 1656 nucleotides. RefSeq names its product wiskott-Aldrich syndrome protein homolog. The transcript is spliced from 3 exons. The record is from RefSeq and is a predicted model, not a curated record. Lineage: Eukaryota; Metazoa; Arthropoda; Copepoda; Calanoida; Temoridae. The coding region runs from base 24 to 692 and encodes 222 amino acids.
CUGGUAAAUGCUUAUACUGGUAAAUGCUUGUACUGGUUAAUGCUUGUACUGGUUCGGAUCAUGCAAUGAUUGAACUGACAUGGUUGUGUUGCAAAGGUUCUUUCCGUUUUACUUUUUUAUUUUUUAGGCGUCGACGAGGGGUUGGGUUGGGUCCCCAGUCUCCUGAUAGUCCUGACUGUGGAGUUGGAGGACGGGUUGGAGUAGGAGGAGGUUGUGCUACAGAAGCUACAAGAGGAGGAGGUGGUGGAGCUACAGGAGGAGGAGGGAAAGAUGAACCUUUAACACCUCCUCACACACCCUCGGAGGAAGAAAGACUUCGCCCCAACCCGGGCCCCCCGGAGCCAGGUUUAGGGAUGGAAUAUCUCCGUUACUCCGGGUCUAGUUUACAACAGGGAGGUUCAACCGGCUCCACAUACCUUCAGGAAAGUGUCCCAGGAUACCAGGAUUUAUACUCCUGGAGGAUCCCUCGUCAUACUCCUGAGGACUCCCAGUUUACCACUCCUUCCUCACCUCACUCCUCACCGCUCCCUCGGGUAGCUCCGUCCCCGGAGUACCCGUUGCGAGGGGAGUACCCCGGGGUUGGUAGGGAGUAUCCUAACCCUAGAAGUAUGGAGUCCUAUUACGAGUACUCUAGUUAUUAUCCCUCGUAUUAUCUUUCAUCACAAAGAAAUCCACAAGAAUGGGGUCAAUAAAAGAACAGAGGAGGAGUCUGUCUUAGUCUACACGGGAGUACUACUGCAAGCAAUCAGUGAAUCGCAAGUUUACGAGUACUUUAAGAUGCUGGCAUCUGAUGGACUGUGCAGGAGUACAUUAAGAUACCGUGCACUGUGCAGGAGUACUUUAAGAUAUCGUGCACUGUGCAGGAGUACUUUAAGAUACCGUGCACUGUGCAGGAGUACUUUAAGAUAUCGUGCACUGUGCAGGAGUACUUUAAGAUACCGUGCACUGUGCAGAAGUACUUUAAGAUACCGUGCACUGUGCAGGAGUACUUUAAGAUACAGUGCACUGUGCAGAAGUACUUUAUGAUUCUGUGCACUGUGCAGGAGUAUAUUAAGAUACCGUGCACUGUGCACUGUGCAGGAGUACUUUAAGAUACCAUGCACUGUACAGGAGAACUUUAAGAUACCGUGUACUGUGCACUGUUCAGGUCUACUUUAAGAUACCGUGCACUGUGCAGUGAAUCGAAACAUUAGAAGUACUUUAAGAUACUGUGCUCUUAGCAGUGAAUAGAAACUUUAGAAGAACUUUAAGAUGCUGUGUUCUUAGCAGUGAAUAAAAACUUUAGAAGUACUUUAAGAUACUGUGCUCUUAGCAGUGAAUAGAACUUUGAAAGAUCUUGAGAAAGUUGUAAAAUAGCACCAUUCUUCUUGUGUAAUGUUUAUAUAUUUAUAUUUAUAUAUAAGUUGUACGUAAAACAGUAUUCUUUAAGAACUGAUUAUUGUUCUAUAUAAUAUUGCCUCUUUUUUUGUACAUGUGUCAUGUAUCAUGUACCCAAUCAUCCGUACUGGAAGUGCCUUAUGUUUCAGAGAAAACAAAAUUAAAAGUUCAAUUCAAUGAAUUUAUUUUUGUAUGUCAUUUUUCAAAAGAAGUAUUUUUUGAAACCGAAAAUUGAUAUACUAAAAUUUGACAUUUACCCGUCAAUGAUAAUUCUUAUAU